This is a messenger RNA of Peniophora sp. CBMAI 1063, 2046 nucleotides long. NCBI's taxonomy places the organism in Eukaryota, Fungi, Basidiomycota, Agaricomycetes, Russulales, Peniophoraceae. The record is from the annotation of a GenBank genome assembly.
AUGAAGCGCGCACCGCCCUCCACGACCUCCGAACCAGCACCCAAAAAACCGCGCCCAACACCUCCGUCGGACUUCCCCGCGCCGCCUCCCUCCCUCGACACAUCCUCCUCCACCGAAUGGACACGCGUCGAAAAGCGCAAAGCCAAGAAAAUAUCAAAGUCCUCAACCUCUGCCUCCUUAAAUCCUCCCACGUUCGCCUACUCCGCAUCUGAACUGCGCAAACGCAAGGACGCGGUCACGAUAUCCGAAGUCCGCGAUCUCGCGUUGCAUUGUAUCGCCGACGCGCCCCCGGCAGGAUGGGCGAGGCUGGAGAAUAAAGCGAACGUCAAGGGCGCGGUUGUGCUGCUCGUGCCGGGCUUGACGCACGACGUGCUGGGACUCGCGAAGCCGCCUACGAACCCGACCGCGUGUCCGCAUUUGCCGGUUUCGGUGCCGCUUGAGAUCGCGGCGUCUACUUCUGGAGAUGACGUGAUGGAGGAGGAAGGCGACGAGGAGAGAAAGGAGGAGAAGGCGGCGAGGUUGGGCGGCGUACCGUUCAUAUCGCGCACAUUCAGUCACGCUCUACCUACCCGCGCACCUGGCGACAACACGCGCAUGCACAGCGUGUUGGCCGAGUUCCUGUCCGCACCGGUCACGGGGGAGGAGAAGAAGCGCCGUACCCUGGCUCGAAUCCAAGGCGAACGCGAAAACUCGACAAAAGGCGCGGAGCAGUACGUCUUGAGCGUACAAGACAUGCUCGAGAACGGCUACCCCCUCCCACGCGCGCUGAGCGACGCCCAUCAGCCCGAGGACGAGGCAGACUGGAUAGAAAGCCCCACGGUCUCCGACGGCGAAGAGGCGGAGGUUUACGCGUUGGACUGCGAGAUGUGCGUGACGAGCAGAGGGAAGGAGCUCGCGCGGCUCAGCGUGCUGAGGGUCGACAGGAACAACGGCGAGGCGAAGGUCGUCUACGAUACGCAUGUUUUACCGGGCGCACCCAUCACGGAUUAUUUGACGCGGUUUAGCGGUAUUACACCUCAGUCGCUGGAGAACUGUACGACUACGCUGCGCGACGUGCAGUCCAAACUGCUUGAACUCUUGACGCCAAGACCUGAUACGCGUUCGCCGAUUUUGCUCGGUCACUCUCUCGAGUCCGACCUCUGUGCGCUCAAACUACGACAUGGGCGCUGUAUCGAUACAGCGCUUAUAUACCAUCAUCCGCGCGGACGACCGCUGAAGCCCGGACUGGCUUGGUUGACGAGGAAGUGGUGCGGGAGGGAGAUCCAGGCGAGAGGAGAGGGCGGACACGACCCGGAGGAGGAUGCGAGAGCUUGCGCGGAGCUGUUGAGGCGGAAGAUCGAGAACGGUCCGGGAUUCGGCACCUUCAAGACGGACACAGAACCCAUCUUCGAGCGCAUAGCGCGCGCGAAGAACGGUUCAGUGCGUACGGCCGCUGUAGACCGUAACCCCGCUCAGGGCUUCGCGGCUCGCGCAUCCACAGCCACACCCGCCGCGAACGACGCGGCAGUAUGCGCGGGCGUCAUCGACGCCGUUCGCACGUGCCACGGCUUCGUAUUCGGCCGCUUCACAGAACUAGCCGACGCGCUCGGAUGGGUUACACCAAAACCAACAGACCCAACCGUCCCCUCAGACCCACCGCCGCCUCCAACCCUCAAAGAAGCCCUCACGAACCUCAAUGCCCGACUAGCCGAGAUCCACGCCGCACUACCGCCCCGAACAGCGCUGAUCGUGAUGAGCGGCCACAGCGACCCGCGCGAGAUGUCCAAGCUCUCUGCUCGGCGACUGGCGUUUGAAGCGCACCAGCGCGCGGCGGCGGCCAAGUCUAUGCAGAGGCCGGCGGGUCUGCCGCCGAAACCGGCGAACCCGUUCGUUAUGCCCUCGGGCGUCGAUAUAGGGUCGAAAGCGGACAGCGUGGCAGGAGCUGAGAAGACGGGUGAAGGAGAGGAGGAGCUGGUGCCAAGCUGGACAGCGUCGGAUGCGAGGGCGCUUGAGGAGGCCGUUGCGCAUGCGCGGCGGGGGUUACUGUUCCUCGGCUUUAAGAACUAG